Labeo rohita (rohu) is the source of this 2538-nucleotide messenger RNA. It is a transcript of the gene tlx2, whose product is annotated as T cell leukemia homeobox 2. Gene Ontology annotation, molecular function: RNA polymerase II cis-regulatory region sequence-specific DNA binding; DNA-binding transcription factor activity, RNA polymerase II-specific. Gene Ontology annotation, cellular component: nucleus. Lineage: Eukaryota; Metazoa; Chordata; Actinopteri; Cypriniformes; Cyprinidae. Gene Ontology annotation, biological process: regulation of transcription by RNA polymerase II; animal organ development. The record is from RefSeq and is a predicted model, not a curated record. The coding region runs from base 522 to 1502 and encodes 326 amino acids. The transcript has 4 exons.
CUCACCUGCUCGAAAUCACUUCAAGAGGAGCGUGAACAGGACAUUUUCAGCUCACGACAAUUAAUAUGCACGUAUCGGACAGUUAACACUUCACUUUAGAUAACAGUGAUGAGCUGAAGUCUGGGCCGUGCGCCUUUCUGAGGUACAGCACCACUCCAGAAACGCGUCAGGUUUGUUUGCUACAACUUGGCAACUCAUCACUUCGGGAUUUUAACAGCAAGCGCGGAGCCCUUUCUACUGUCGAGCUGCUUUUUAGCCAUCAUCAUGGAACUGAAAAAGAGCCAGACGCAAUGCAAGAAAGUGUUGGAUAAUGCUGAAUUAUGCGUGAAGGAGUCAAUGUGAUUUCUGUUUUUCUGUAUGGCAGCGAUUUAAGAUUGCAUGGGCUCUGAGCACUUCAAGGAAGAAUAUUUGUUUGUUAAAAAUAAAUUCUGUACCUUUGGGAAUAAAUCGUGUUGCGUUGAAGUUUUAGGAAUUAAACAUCGCAACCUUCCAAGCUGUGCGUAACAGAAAGAACCGCGACGAUGGAGCACACGGGGAUCGAAGAGGUGAACCAGACCCACCAGCAGCACGAACCCAUCAGCUUUGGAAUAGACCAGAUUCUCAAUGGCUCGGACCAGCCGAGUAGCUGCAUGCUGCCGAGCCGAACCGGCGACCCGGACUACGCGCUCGCACCGAACGUCUAUGCCAACGGCUAUAACAGCGUGUACAAUCCGGCCUGUUCGAUGGCUGCGGGACUGGCAGGUUCCUACAACGUAAACAUGAACAUGAAUGUGAGCAUGAAUAUGAACGUUAACGUGAACUCAGGGAACGCAGGUGGUGUUAUCCGCGUCCCGGCCCACAGACCCAUGCCACCCGCACCUCACCCGCCGACUUCUGCCCAUCCACCGGGCAUCGGUGCAGGGAUACCCACCGUGCCCACGGUACCCAGCAUGGGCAGCCCAGCAAGCUUUACGUUCCCCUGGAUGGAGAGCAGCAGAAGAUUUGCAAAAGAUCGGCUGACCGCUGCUCUUUCACCAUUCUCCGUGACACGGCGGAUCGGUCAUCCGUACCAGAACCGAACUCCACCGAAACGGAAAAAGCCCCGCACGUCGUUCAGCCGCGUACAGAUCUGUGAGCUGGAGAAACGCUUCCACCGGCAGAAGUAUCUGGCGUCCGCGGAGCGCGCCACGCUCGCCAAGGCCUUGAAGAUGACAGACGCUCAGGUCAAAACCUGGUUUCAAAACAGAAGAACAAAAUGGAGGCACGGCGUCUCUUUUGUGUAUGCGGAGAGCUCAGAUCUCCCAAGGAGGCAGACCGCCGAGGAGAGAGAGGCUGAGCGACAGCAAGCCAACCGUCUGAUGCUGCAGCUCCAACAGGAGGCCUUUCAGAAGACCCUGAGUCAGCCGCUCCAACAAGACCCUCUCUGCCUACACAACUCCUCGCUUUACGCCCUGCAGAACUUACAGCCUUGGGCGGAAGACAACAAGGUGACGUCCGUCACCUCAGUCGCAUCUGUGGUCUGACCCACAACUCUCAUGUGAGCUAGUUAAUUGAGACAGGAUUUUAUAAGACGCCAAUUAGAAUUUAGCCGGAUCUCUGACAUUCUCACGUGGACGAGCAUCUGUACGAAGCCGUAUGGUUUUUUUGUGAGAUGGUAGAAGAGAUCUAGCUGUGCUAAAACAUCUUUUCCACUCAUAUGUGGAAAGAUUGCGAUAAAAGCCAGUAGAAAGACAGAUUAAACCGAACUGUAUUUUUGUGUAUUUGUUUAUCGUUUUUCACAAACAUGCAUAUUUAAGUCUCGGCAUGGAACAAAACCUAAUGUAUUUCCAGUUAAAGUGGAAUCACAACAAACACAAGCACACCAAGUUCACAUUUUCAUUCCCACCUGAAUCUGACUGGUCAUUUGCUCGUCCCUUACGCUACAUUCUCGUUCCUCUUUCUUCAGCUACCCAUCUAAGAGAGGGAGGGGCUUUGUCCUUUCCAACCCCAAACCGCAAAGCUGUCUGAUGAAUUUCACCCAUCAAGACGGCUGUUUGUCUACGUGCCAUUUGGCAUCAAGGAGACUGACUCAACCCCAGACUCGUUCAUUCUUGUUCUUUUUAUUUGUGUUUUGUUUGUUUUUUUCCUUUGGACUUUGUAAGAUGUGUUUGUGAUGCAUGUUCUCUACAUUUCCUGUAUGAAGAGAUGGACUAAAAACUUAGUUCUGUAAAGCUGGAGUCUUUCCUAAAACGCACUUUGGAAGCAAUUAUGGAGGCUCUCUCUGGAUUCUUCAUGACGUGACGUUUAAAGGUGUUUUAUAUUAAAAAGAAUUGUGACUUCUAAGACUUCUGUUUGAUCCUCUGCAAAAUUAAUUUGUACUACACUCUUAAAAAUGGGCAUUGAUGGUUCCAUAAAGAACCUUUAACACCCAUGGAAUCCUUCUAUUGCACAGCAGGGUUCUUUAUAGUGGAAAACGGUUCUUUUAUUCACUGAAAGGUUCUUUGGGGAACCAAAAAUGGUUCUUCUUUGGUACUGCUGUGAAAACACCCUGCUGGAAAUUUUAGAAGAGUGUAAACUCAU